AUGAUCCUAAUUUUGAUUGCUGCAGUGCUUGAUGUCGCUGCACCCGAAAGUUACUACUAUGGACAACGCCUGGAACGAGUGCCAUAUUUUCUGGCGACACCAUCCAACGCUAGUUAUCGAGAGGGCUCAGCUGUUCGGCUUACUUGUGAAGCUACUGCAAAGCCACGACCAGUGAUGGCUUGGUAUUUCAAUGGCGAGCAAAUCACUUCAAACCGCAAGUAUUCCUUAAAUUUGGACCAUUCUGUGCUCAACAUCUAUCCAUUCCAGAAAAGUGAUGUUGGAAAGUAUAUUUGCACGGCAACAAAUCGCAACGGUCGAGUGCAGCAUUCAUUCGAAUUGCAGAUUCUCAACAACUCAGCGCCACUGAUCGUUGACAGUCCAGAAUCAAAGGUGGUUAAUCCAGGUGAACCGGUCGUACUGUUUUGUCGAGCCAGUGGGCAACCUCCUCCCACAAUCAAGUGGUAUUUUGAUGGUGUUGAAGUCGCACGCAACGAUCCACAUAUUGAGCUAACUCGACGGGAUACCGAGCUGACAAUCAUCCAUGCCACUCGCGAAGAUGAGGGAGUUUAUCAGUGUAUGGCGCGUAAUUCACUGGGUGCAGCAACCGCCGAAGCUACGGUGAAAGUUUAUGUGCCAAAUCAGCAGGCCCUGGAUGAAUCGCUAACCAGCGAACUCCUCUCAGACAUUGUUAAGCAGGCGAGGCAAAACGUUGACAGGUUGGUUCUGCCCAGCGAGUUGCAAAAUUAA
Messenger RNA from Gongylonema pulchrum, 747 nucleotides. The record is from the annotation of a GenBank genome assembly. NCBI's taxonomy places the organism in Eukaryota, Metazoa, Nematoda, Chromadorea, Rhabditida, Gongylonematidae.